Messenger RNA from Paraglomus occultum, 577 nucleotides. NCBI's taxonomy places the organism in Eukaryota, Fungi, Glomeromycota, Glomeromycetes, Paraglomerales, Paraglomeraceae. The record is from the annotation of a GenBank genome assembly.
AUGGACCAACAUAUUAAUAUACCCAUGAACGAAUUGAUUAUGGAAACCAUGUCAAGUAUGAGCUCUGAGAUGAAGGAGAUGUGGUCUUUGAUUGUGAAGCUGAAGAAACCCUACAAAUACCCCCAGAGGAUUAGACUUGAUGUCAUACCACCAAUACCCCAAAUACAAAGGCCACAUGUCAAUGGCCAUGACUCUGAGAGCAUACCAGAACUGAGGAACAAUCCACAGGAUGUAAUGCCUGUACCAGAGUUGGAUUAUCUGGCAAUUCAGGAUGAUCUGGGAAGUUAUACCCGAAAGAAUGAACCAGCCCAAUACAGUAUUUCUAGAUUGGACAGAUAUGAAUCAACUGGGCAGAUGAUGAAGAAAAUGGAAGACCAGAAUGAAGUCCAAUGCCAGACACCAGAAACAGCAAUGACAAUAGCAACAACCUUGAUGGAAUCACUCCAUAACCCUACACCAUCUGGAUUGGAGAAGAUGAACAUGACUGAUCAGACCACAAUAGCCCUUUCUAUGGAGGAAAUCGACCAGAUAUUGAAUACCCUAUCUAUGAGAUUGAAUGCAAUGGAAGGAUCAUUAA